AUGCCGCCUCCAAUGUAUCGCCAAAUGUUCCCCGACGCCGAAAGAUCGGACUUGUUUAAAAGGUUAAGUGUUUACCCUGUUCGCCCAGGCACAAGGGACUUUUUUGUGCACUUCCACACGGAAGUCCUGGCGGUUAAAACAUGGGAGGAACAAAAGGGUUUUUAUUUGCCCUGGGGCGUGAACUGUGCUGUCCCGGAGACGUUGCAACACACGUUUUUGUAUUGUUCUAAUGCCGAACUCUUUUGGGCGCAGCUACGCGCAACGUUAAAGAUUAAGCUGUACCCAACAUGGCACAGCAUGAAGUUUCUUGUCACUCCUGAUCCGCAACAAAGCAGGUGUUACGAACUUCUCUCUCUGAUGGGUCUGCAUGCGAUAUGGAACUCGCGCACCGAUCAUACUUUGGUGCGUGAACGCGGAAAAUCGACGUGGCGCCACUUUCUAGAUGGUUUCAAGUAUACGUCAUCGGUCACCAAAGAAACCUCUUUUGAGGAAACAGAGCACUGGGAGAGAUUCCAAUCUCUAGUGAAGUAA
Messenger RNA from Ixodes scapularis (black-legged tick), 531 nucleotides. RefSeq lists its product as uncharacterized. The transcript has a single exon. Lineage: Eukaryota; Metazoa; Arthropoda; Arachnida; Ixodida; Ixodidae. Bases 1 to 531 code for a protein of 176 amino acids. The record is from RefSeq and is a predicted model, not a curated record.